AGCGCUGCUGACAAGUCAAGCUCCAGGCCCAGGGAUUUUUCACUUCGGGUGGCGUAAAUAGUCAUUAGUCAAUCAGAGAAUUCCUUAUUGGGAUACUCUCUCGACCUUUGGAAAUGCUUCGCAUCCUGGUUCUCGCAUGGCUCCUCUUCGUCGGCCCGGCGACGGUUGUAUCGCACCAGGAAUCGGGCGAGUGGAGCUGCGACUCGGAGUCCGAGAUCCGAGUCAUGGCCGAUUUCCGGCCCGGUAUUGUCACUCUCGACGGCCGCCCCGAUGACUGGAAGGACAUUGAUGGCUCCGAGUUCCCCCUCCGGCCCGCUCUUGAUCCCGACGCCGACCACGAGUACGCCGCCGGCAAGAUGGUUGUCAAGGCUCUGCAUGAUGGUCAUGAUAUGUUCUUUAUGCUGGAAAUUGAUGGGAAUUACGCCUACAGUAAAGGUGAAAGCAACAAGUGCCCUUCAGUUUCUCUCAUGUUUCAGAUCGGUGAUCAAGCUACUUAUCACAAUAUGGGCGGUUGUAAAGAAGGGACGGACUCUUGUACCAGCAAGACUUGCAAAGGCUAUGAGGUUGAUAUUAUGCAUUUCUCCAUAGGCAAUGCGAUUCCAGGUCGUCUUUAUGGUGGUAAUCCAAUCGAUAACAGGGAAGGGAAUGGGGGUGAUAGAUUUGGUCAUUUAGUUGACGUGUAUUCCUGGAACCCACAUUGCAGAUACCUUGAUGGUCUUGGCCCUUCAGGAAAUGAUUCUAGUGCUCAGAAUGACUGGCAUGGAGCAUGGUGGCAUAGCAGCUUCACCACUUACUCGGGCUUUGUAGAUGAUGACAGCCCUUACACGUCUGCUGGUCAGAAAGGAACUUAUUACUUUGAAUUCUCCAGGCCUUUGAGGACUAUGGACCGUCUCCAACAGGUCAGCGACUUCUCUCCGCAGAUUAACAGACUUUAGCUACCAUUCCCUUAU
Messenger RNA from Tarenaya hassleriana, 950 nucleotides. RefSeq lists its product as uncharacterized. Gene Ontology annotation, molecular function: heme binding. The transcript is spliced from 7 exons. Lineage: Eukaryota; Viridiplantae; Streptophyta; Magnoliopsida; Brassicales; Cleomaceae. Bases 114 to 935 code for a protein of 273 amino acids. The record is from RefSeq and is a predicted model, not a curated record.